CCAAUCAGUAAUUGUUUUACCAGCAAGUCUGUUUUCUUUUCUGUUCCAGAGGAGAUUAUGAAGGUGUCAAUCUGUUCAUCGUUUGGUUUCUGGAGUUUGCUCAUUUAUUGUAGUUUGUUUGUUAUUGCAAAAGAAAAUAUCCACCAGGAUCAUGAGGAUGAUGAAUGGAUUGAUCCAAAUGACAUGAUAAACUACGACCCGACGACAAAGCGCAUGAGAAAACCAGCAAUGUUUGAUGAACAGAAAAAGAAGGAGACUACCACCUCUAAAAGUCCAGCAUGUCUUCCAGUAUUCAAGCGAUUCCUUUCCAGGCUUCUUAAAGAAACUUCAAAGCUUGGCCUGCCUAACGAUGGACAGACAUCCAAGCAUUAUGACGCUGAGGUGAAGCUGUCCAAGCAGUCGCUGGUGGAGAUCCAGAAGCUUUUGAAUGAAGAGAACGACUGGACCACUGGAGCCUUGGAUGAGGCUCUCAGUCAAAUUCUGCUCAGAUUCAAACUCCACGACCACGAAUCCUGGAAGUGGCGUUUUGAAGACACAUUUAAUGUAGAUGCUGAUACCGCCCUGAUGGUUGCUUUGAUUGUUCUGAUUGUCGUAGCCAUAAUCAGCACUGAGGUCUGGUCUGUGGUCUCCUGGUUUGUCCAGUUCUGGAGAAUGUUUGCUGUUUGCUUUUUUAUUAGCUUGAUCUGGAACUGGUUCCAUCUUUAUAUGGUUGCAUUUGCAGAACACAAGAAGAACAUUGUGGAGGUGGAGAGCUCAAAUGACAAAUGCACUGGGCUGAAACAACUGGACUGGAAGGACAGUUUGUCAGAGUGGUACAGACGGACAUGGACUCUUCAAGAUGAUCCUUGCAAAAAGUGCUAUGAGGCCCUUUUGGUGAACCCAAUUUUGCUUGUGCCAACAAAGGCUCUCAUGGUCACCAUAACCAGUUUCAUCACAGAUCCUUUGAAGCAAAUUGGGCAGGGAAUCGGUGAGUUCCUCAGAGCCCUGCUGAAGGAUCUACCGAUUACUCUCCAGUUACCUGUGCUGGUUAUCAUUGCACUCGCCAUCCUUGUGUUCAUGUAUGGAAGUGCUCAAGCAGCCAUACAUCAAGCAGUUCACUUUCCCCGGCUCGGUGGGCGACGGGAUCCGCCGCAUGAGGAAGCUUUGGGAGGCGGUGACCCUCCACAGUAAAACCAUUCAUGGGGU
Molecule: messenger RNA, 1185 nt
Organism: Carassius auratus (goldfish)
Lineage: Eukaryota; Metazoa; Chordata; Actinopteri; Cypriniformes; Cyprinidae
Product: chloride channel CLIC-like protein 1
Exons: 8
Coding region: 58-1170 (370 amino acids)
Cellular component (GO): membrane; endoplasmic reticulum
Molecular function (GO): chloride channel activity
Source: RefSeq, a predicted model, not a curated record